CAGGCCGGCGGCUGGCGGCCCUUCUCGCCCCGCCGCCCUGCUCCUGAGGUGGUGGCCGCCUGGACGGCCGGGCCGGGCCAGGCAGGGACAGCCCCUCUCCUGGGCUCGGCUUGCUGCUGGCUGGAGCGCAGCGCGUUUGGGGUGGAGGGCUCCGAAAUCCCCGCUGAAGAGAGGCAGCUGCGGUUGAUAAGGCUAUUUCCAGCUGGAGAUCAGUGUGCUUGUGCUGAUUUUCCGAUGAAGUACAUCCUGGUAACUGGUGGUGUCAUCUCAGGCAUUGGCAAAGGAAUCAUUGCAAGCAGCAUUGGCACCAUACUAAAAUCAUGUGGUCUACGUGUCACUGCAAUCAAAAUUGAUCCCUACAUAAACAUAGAUGCUGGAACCUUUUCACCAUAUGAACAUGGUGAAGUUUUUGUACUGAAUGAUGGUGGAGAAGUUGAUUUAGAUUUGGGAAAUUAUGAGAGAUUUUUGGACAUCAAUCUCUAUAAAGAUAACAACAUCACCACUGGAAAGAUAUAUCAGCAUGUCAUUAAUAAAGAAAGACAUGGUGAUUACCUGGGAAAAACUGUUCAAGUUGUUCCACACAUCACUGAUGCAGUUCAGGAAUGGGUAAUGAAUCAGGCAAAAGUUCCGGUGGACGAUGACAGAAAAGAGCCACAAAUUUGCGUAAUUGAGCUGGGUGGAACCAUUGGAGAUAUUGAAGGGAUGCCAUUUGUUGAAGCAUUUAGACAGUUUCAGUUCAAAGCGAAAAGAGAGAACUUCUGUAAUAUCCACGUUAGUCUAGUACCACAGCCUAAUGCCACUGGUGAACAGAAGACAAAACCAACACAGAACAGUGUUCGAGCAUUGAGGGGUCUAGGCUUGUCUCCAGACUUGAUUGUCUGCAGAAGUGCAAAACCUAUAGAAAUGGCAGUGAAGGAAAAGAUUUCCAUGUUUUGCCAUGUGGAGCCCGAGCAGGUGAUAUUUAUCCAUGAUGUUUCUUCCACUUACCGAGUACCAAUCCUGUUGGAGGAGCAAGGCAUCAUUAAGUAUUUUAAACAGAGGUUGAAUUUGCCUAUUGAUGACCAGCCAAGCGAUCUUCUAAUGAAAUGGAAGAAAAUGGCUGACAGAUACGAAAGGCUGUUGAAGGUGUGUUCCAUAGCUCUCGUUGGCAAGUACACAAAACUAAGUGAUUGCUAUGCAUCUGUCUUCAAGGCUCUGGAACACUCUGCGCUGGCAAUUAAUCACAAACUGGAUUUAAUGUAUAUAGAUUCAACAGAACUUGAACGUUCUACAGAAGCGGAGAACUCAGUGAAGUAUCACCAGGCAUGGCAGAAACUGUGCAAAGCAGAUGGCAUUCUGGUCCCAGGAGGGUUUGGAAUUAGGGGAACAGAAGGCAAACUCCAAGCUAUCUCCUGGGCAAGGACAAAGAAAAAACCUUUUCUUGGAGUUUGCCUGGGAAUGCAAUUAGCAGUUGUGGAAUUUGCAAGAAACUGUUUGAAUUGGAAAGAUGCAAAUUCUACAGAAUUUGACCCAGACACAAAAAAACCUGUUGUUAUUGACAUGCCAGAACACAAUCCUGGAGAUAUGGGUGGAACAAUGAGACUGGGGAAGAGGAGGACUAUUUUCAAAACAGAAAAUUCUGUUUUAAGGAAACUUUAUGGUGAUGAAAUGUUUGUAGAGGAGCGACACAGGCAUAGAUAUGAGGUGAACCCAGAAUUGACUCAUUGCUUUGAAGAUAAAGGUUUGAAAUUUGUUGGCCAUGAUACGGAAGGGAACAGAAUGGAAAUUAUUGAACUGGAGAAUCACCCAUAUUUUGUGGGAGUUCAGUUCCACCCAGAGUUUUCCUCAAGACCCAUGAAACCUUCACCUCCAUACCUUGGACUGUUGUUAGCAGCGACUGGGACACUCAAUGCAUACCUGCAACGUGGAUGUAAAUUGUCUCCAAGUGACAGCUACAGUGACCUCAGCGAUGACAGCUCUCCAGAGAAAGAGUUCUCUAAUUCAGAAAUGAGCUGAAAUGAUUGUAUGAGAUCACAGAAAUGGAUGAUGCUGCUGAGAAAGUUGGGAACAGGACAAUAUUGAAUAGAAGAAAGUUGAAGAAGCUGCUUAUAGUCUUCAUAGUGUCUCCUCCUAUACGGUUCUCAAUAAUUCUCUUUACAGAUGACAGUUUUACUGUUCCGUAUAAAUGCGGUUUCUCUUUAAAAAUUACAAAAUGGUUGUGCACCUUAGCUGUUAAUCACUAUUGAUCUUGUCCUAUAUUUCAGAAUGAUCUCAGGUGAAUAUGUAUUAAUUCACUACUUCACAACUGUUCUUGAUUUGAAGGAAGAUUUGAUUGUUUUCAGUUUGCUUUAGAACAGGAAGACAAAAUGCAUUAGUUCUUGUGAAUGAGAGGGAAUGCACUAAAAAAAGUAAGGGAAAGUUGUCUUAUCCAUGAGCAGAAGAAAACUGUUUCAGGUUUGUUUCCCUAUUAAGCUUGUUGUAUAUAUAUAUUUUUUUACUUUUUUGCUGUUCAAUAUGUACAAAUGAGAAAUUGUUGCUGUAUUUCAGCUCUUUGUGAUUAUAAUAAUUGAUGUUGGAUACACGUCUUUUCACUUUGCUUUUAUAAGUGAUUUCACUUUACAAAAGCUCAAGUCCAUUUGCUCUAUUUCUCCUGAAAGUCUGAUAAUGCUGAACGUAAUUCUGACCAACAAAAUUACAGAAGUGAUAUUAGAAGGUGGUUUUGUAUUUGUAUUUUGUAAGAGAGAAAGUAAAUACACUCAUAUGUUAAAAUGUAAUUUGAACACUUGUAUGAAAGUUGUAGAGGAACCACUGAUUAAUCUGGAGCAUUAUCUGGGCACCAGCCAUGCAACACUCAGUUAAUGUCAAUAAAUUAAUGUAAAGGUGAAUUAAGGUUCACCCUUGUUUUCCCUCAUCCAGUGACCACUUCGUGGUCGUGGCACUCAUUCCCCAGUAGAAUAGAACAAUAUAUUUUAAUUUAGAAAUCACAAAAGUUAUUCUACUGCAUGGCGAUUGCAGGCAGCCCUGCAAAGCCAGGACUGCAGCCUGAAUUGCUGAGAGAGAAAGGGAAGGUGAGAGGUGCUGUACUGUGUUUACGGCUGGAUCCCCUUAGCAAUGUGGCAUCAUCAGACCUGUCGCAGAAGCUGGACCUGAGCUAUGUAACCGACGGCCUCCAAAUGCCUGGGGCACCCUCUGCUAUAAAGAAAACUCCUGAAUUUUGAGCUUUGUGUUUCAUUUUAGUUUUGGGCAAAAUGACAUUUUUAAUUCAUCAAAAGGUAAAUAUUUGUAUAAAAAUUAAAAGCACCACGUCCCUUAUUACAGCUUUGUAAAACAGUACAUUUGAGAGCUUUGCAUUGCUUUAGAAAAUCUCGGGUCACACAGGCAAUUUAUCUCUUCACUAAAAAAAGCUUUAAUGCUAAUGCAAUAUAAAAUAUAUUAUUAUGGCAGUGUUUUUCUAAAGUGAUCUGAAAAUGUGUGCCUUAGAAGUAGCAGGUAUUGACAGAAUUGAUGUCACUGUAUGUCUUCCCCAAUGAGAGACACUGCCAACUGGUUCGUGAAAGGUGAAGCAUUUCCUAAGAUUGUCUGUAAGUGCAAAUGAUUUUUCAAAUAUAUUAAAUUGUGUUACUCAGAAGUCUUUAGAUACUGUGUUAAAGAAUCAUAGUGCCAGUUGUGAACUGUGGUGUCGUGGACAGAAUUUUUCAUUGAGUCGCGUCUGAGUUGCAUCGUCUGUGAGAAGCUGUGAUUUAUCCAAAAAAAGGAGGGGACAAAAAGACGUACAACCUGGAGUGAAGCUGGAAACAGCACCUUAGUCUCCCGGCGCCUUUGUCAGUCCUCUUCCUUCUAACAGUCCUAUACAAAGCAGUAUCCUGGAGAUAAACACAUCACUGUCACAAGGGAUCCGUCUCCCACUUGAACUGACAGAAGCAGCAGCAGGCCAUUUCCAAAAUGGAAGAAGGCAAAUGAGCCUUUUCCAGCCAAGUCCUGGUCUGCAUUAGGAGUAUUGCCAGCAGGACAAGGGAGGUGAUCCCUCCCUGCUAUUCAGUCCUAGUGAGGCCGCACCUGGAAUGCUGUGUUCAGUUCUGGACUGCCCAGUACAAGAGAGACAUGGGCAUACUGGAGGGAGUCCAGCAAAGGGCGCUACGGUGAUUAAAGGACUAGAGCAUCCCUCCUGCAAGGAAAGGCUGAGAGCGUACUGGUUUUGUCUGGGAUAGAGUUAAUUUUCUUCAUAGUAGCUAGUAUGGGGCUAUGUUUUGGAUUUGUGCUGAAAGGAGCGUUGAUAAUACAGAGAUGUUUCAGCUAUGGCUGAGCAGUGCUUACACAGCCCCAAAGCCUUUUCUGCUACUCACCCCACCCCACCAGUGAGGAGGCUGGGGGCCCACAAGAAAUUGGGAGGGGACCCAGCUGGGACAGCUGACCCCAACCUGCCAACGGAAUGUCCUGUACCAUAUGACAUUGUGCUCAGCAACAAAAGUUGGGGAAAGGAGGAGGACGGGUGGACAGACGCUCUGAGUUAUGGCAUUUGUCUUCCCAAGCUACUGUUACACGUGAGGGACCCCUGCUCUCCUGGGGAUGGCUGAACACCUGCCUGCCAGAGCUGGGACUGUUCAGCCUAGAGAAGAGAAAUCUCAAGGGGGGAGAGGGGAAAUCUCACCUAUGCGUAUAAAUGCCUGGAGGGAGGGUGCAAAGAGGACAGAGCCAGGCUCUUCUCAGAUGUGCCCCGUGACAUGACCAGAGGCAGUGGGCACAAACUGAAACAGGAGGCUCCAUCUGAACAUCAGGAAACACCUUUCCCACUGGGAGGGUGACUGCACUAACACAGGUUGCCCAAGGAAGUUGUGGAGUCUCCAUCCUUGGAGAUACUCAAAAGCUGCCUGGGUGAUGGUCCUGGGCAACUGGCUCUAGUGGCCCUGCUUGAGCAGGGGGGUUCGACCGCAUGACCUACAGAGGUCCCCUCCAACCUCAAACAUUUUGUGAAAUGAGGCAUGAUUGUCACAGGCAACCUAUAGUUAGGCUUCUCUCACUAAAGAGAGAGGAGGAUGUGAAAAAGCCAAACCUUACAUACACAAUCCAAAGUCUGAAGAAAUAAUUCCUAAGCAUGGAUGAAGGGUAAAGCUUGAAGUUAUCCUUCUAAAUCAAAAUAUUUGUGAAGCGUGCUUUUUGCAUUAUUUCAGACCUCUCAUCCUGUUCGAGUAAGGCCUUCAGUGGAAAUGUAUUCAUUUCCAUUUUUAUAUUUACACCUAAUGCUGCAUUCACGCAGAGAGCAGUAUUUUGUUAGUGCUGGGGCAGGACAAAAAAAGACAGCCUGCUAAUGCAGAAGUACACACCGCAUCUUAACAAAGCGAGAUCGCGUAUAUGUUUUUCAUUUGCAUGUGAAUAGUGGCAUUUGGAUUCUUGUAAGGGAUAACAAUGAAAUAAAGCAGUUUGCUUUUGUGUUUUCAUUCCAAAAUUGGGCAUGUAAUGAAAGCAAUGUAGAAAGAAAGAUAUAGUUACUCUGAGACCAUUGAUCUGCACCUGUGAUUUUUGUGAUCGUGUCUUGAUAGACUUGGAUCUAUUCUUUCUCCUUGGGAAGCAUGAACUGUUGAGCCGGUAGCUUAAUAUACUGAACUGUCUAGGUCAGUACCACUGGUUAAAACUCUUUAGCAUAUACUUGGAGCACAGCAAGGUCUGAAAUCUGUGUUUUCCAUCCUAUGUUGUGUCUGUUGCUUAGGUUCAAGGGCUGUAUUUGUAAUAGUAAAUUAGGGCAGGGACAUUAGUGUCUUUUGAGCCCAGCUGCAGUGGCUGAGAUUGCUUCUCUACAGCUAAACUUUCAUGGAUGUACUGGAGUGAGACCAGUGAAGGACUGUAGGGAUGGAGCAUCCAUUAUAUGAUAGGCUGAGAGAGUUGGUGUUGCUCAGUCUGAAUAAGAGGUGGCUCAAGGGGGAUCUUAUCGAUGUUUAUAAAUACCUGAUGCAAGAGGAAUAAAGAAGACAGAGCCAGACACUUCUCAGUGGUGCCCAGUGACAGAAGAAAAGACAAUGUCCAGGAACUGAAGCACAGGAAAUUCUACUUAAAGAGAGAACUUUUUUAUGCUGCAGAUGGUUGAACACUGGAACAGAUUGCCUAGAGAGGUGAUGGAGAUCUCCAUCAUUGCAGAUGCUCAAAACCCAACGGGACACAGUCCUUGACAACUUGCUGUAGCUGACCCCGCUGUGAGCCAGGGGUUGGACUGGACAAUCUCGAGGUCCCUGCCAGCCUCAACUAUUCAGUGAUUCUAUGAAACUCACCUCCUAAGGGGGCCGCAUUCAGGCUGACUGCUGGGAAAGGUCCUUAGUGCAUGCUAACUCUCAGAAAGGUGCCUAAGGGAGAGUGCCAGAUACCCUGGGAGAAAGCUGUGCUAUAUUUUGCCAGAGUGGAUGGUCAUGUACCUGUUUCUGGGCAUGUUCUGUGAGCCUGUGUAUUUUACUAGCCUAGAGAUAGCUAAGCUGUGUUGUCUGGGAAAACCUGACGCAAAGAUCCGUCGGGUGUGGUUGUUGGGGGCUGAAGAUCAGUUGGGUGCCAGGAAGAUGUAUUUGGUAUGUUAGAGGAUGACACUUAAAAUCUAUGCCUACCUCAUCCAGAAAGCGGUCCUGUGCUGAUACGCCAGCUACCCUCAAGUUUUCCUUCACAGAAAGUUUGGUAGCUUGGUUGAGUUGGAGCAGAGGCCGUGCUUGUCCGCAAACAAGGGGAGCAGCAUCCAGGUUUGGAUGGGACUGCAGGGUAGGUAUUGCACUUAACCGAUACUGUGUCUUGCUGAAUAUCUAUUCUAGUCAAGAAUUUCAUCUCGACAGCAUAGAUUCCUGUUUCGCUGUGAUCUUUACAUGUGAAGUCCUUUAGCAUCUGCUCGACAUAUUUUAGCUUGUAUUACCUUGAAGUUGAGGUUUCUUUCCUAGUUUAUUUAGCAGCUUGGAGAGAUAACCUUCAUGUGCUAAUGUAAUGCCUGCAGAGGUUGAAUCUAA
Chroicocephalus ridibundus (black-headed gull) is the source of this 6950-nucleotide messenger RNA. It is a transcript of the gene CTPS2, whose product is annotated as CTP synthase 2. Gene Ontology annotation, molecular function: identical protein binding; CTP synthase activity. The transcript is spliced from 19 exons. Lineage: Eukaryota; Metazoa; Chordata; Aves; Charadriiformes; Laridae. The coding region runs from base 235 to 1995 and encodes 586 amino acids. The record is from RefSeq and is a predicted model, not a curated record. Gene Ontology annotation, biological process: CTP biosynthetic process; pyrimidine nucleobase biosynthetic process. Gene Ontology annotation, cellular component: cytoophidium; cytoplasm.